Triticum aestivum (bread wheat) is the source of this 1497-nucleotide messenger RNA. Its product is annotated as dihydrodipicolinate reductase-like protein CRR1, chloroplastic. Gene Ontology annotation, cellular component: chloroplast stroma. Gene Ontology annotation, molecular function: 4-hydroxy-tetrahydrodipicolinate reductase activity. Bases 102 to 1124 code for a protein of 340 amino acids. The record is from RefSeq and is a predicted model, not a curated record. Lineage: Eukaryota; Viridiplantae; Streptophyta; Magnoliopsida; Poales; Poaceae. The transcript is spliced from 10 exons.
GUGAGCUGCUGCUGCCCAAGUGAUCACUCGUCCCAAGCCACUCGCUCACUCACUAUGGGCGUUUCCAGCUUUGGCAACAAGAUAAGAUAGCUCACAGGAGCAUGAGCCACGGGGCAAUGGGAGGGCGCUGCUUCCUGAACCUCCUCCCCUGCUCCACGACCCCCUGCAAAGACAGCGUCGGCGUCGGCGUCGGCACGCCCGGUUCGUCGUCAUGCCGCCACUCCGUCCACCACCACCGCGCCAGAGCGCGCGGCCCGAGGAGAAACGCGGCCGCCAGGGUGUCCUGCUCCGCCGCCGCCGCGCAGGCGCCGCCGUCGCAGAGCACAAUCAAGGUGGUCAUCGUCGGCGCGACCAAGGAGAUGGGGAGGGCGGCGAUCGCGGCGGUGAGCAGGGCGCGGGGGAUGGAGCUCGCGGGCGCCAUUGACACCCAGUGCAUCGGGAUGGAUGCAGGAGAGCUAAGCGGCAUGGAAGAAGCCCUGGAGAUCCCGGUGCUCAAUGACCUCACCAUGGUCCUCGGCUCCAUAGCACAGACAAGAGCAACUGGUGUGGUUGUUGACUUCAGUGAACCUUCAUCCGUCUAUGACAAUGUCAAGCAGGCAGCAGCAUUUGGCUUAAGCAGUGUCGUAUACGUUCCGAAAAUCGAGAUGGAUACAGUAACUGAACUGUCAGCAUUCUGCGACAAGGCAAGCAUGGGUUGCCUGGUCGCGCCAACGCUGUCAAUCGGCUCGGUGCUCCUUCAGCAAGCUGCAAUCCAGGCCUCAUUCCACUACAACAACGUCGAGAUAGUGGAAUCAAGACCUAACCCAUCGGACUUGCCAUCGCCAGAUGCGAUACAGAUUGCGAAUAACAUAUCUGAUCUUGGUCAGAUCUACAACAGACAAGAUAUGGAUUCCGAUAAUCCAGCAAGAGGUCAGGUACUUGGAGAAGAUGGGGUGCGUGUGCACAGCAUGGUUCUUCCAGGGCUUGCGUCGAGCACGUCGGUCGUUUUGUCGGGCCCCGGAGAGGUUUACACCUUGAAGCAUGAUGUUACAGACAUCCAGAGCCUAAUGCCAGGACUGAUUCUGGCAAUACGGAAGGUGAUACGCCUGAAGAACUUGAUUUAUGGUCUGGAGAAGUUCUUGUAGGAAAUGAUCAAGUCACAUUCACAUAUCAUGAGAACUAGAGGUCAUUUUUUCGAGGAAGAGAACUACAGUUUUUGAUCUUCCAGCUGUUCACCAUAAGAGAUAAAUAGGAUUAAAUCAAUUCCUUGGCUCAUAAUCAGAUAAGUGCCAACGACAAAGCGGAUCCGAGACCUAAGAACGCGAUGCAGAGUUUCGAAAAGAAUGGCUCCAUGCAUAAGAUGACACUUCUGAUAGAGGUCUAGACAAUGAGCAAGCUGAUGACAAGCUCUCAUGUUUAUACCUGGUGGCUUACUAUACUGUUAGAGGCUUUUUCAGAACCAUACUCAUAGAGAUAAAUGAUACCGGUCACGCUAUGAUGCGGGUCCUUUCCGGUGUA